Molecule: messenger RNA, 10389 nt
Organism: Zeugodacus cucurbitae (melon fly)
Lineage: Eukaryota; Metazoa; Arthropoda; Insecta; Diptera; Tephritidae
Gene: Camta
Exons: 24
Coding region: 198-6725 (2175 amino acids)
Biological process (GO): regulation of transcription by RNA polymerase II
Cellular component (GO): nucleus
Molecular function (GO): transcription coregulator activity; protein binding; double-stranded DNA binding
Source: RefSeq, a predicted model, not a curated record
GUCAAAAACAUUACCCAGUAGAAAAAAAAUACUUCUCAUAUUAGUCGGAAGCAUACUUUUCAACUUAACUGAAUUAAGAGGUUAAUUAUUAAUCGAAAAAUAUUGCGAAAUGAUAUGGAAUAGCAGGGAAUAAGUCGUAUAAUUAUACCAAUAACAAGCGAAAAGAAAUAGUGGAGAGCACCCACACCAACACACAGAUGGCCGGCUAUUGCUCGCUUCCGCUGGCACCGGUUACGGCCACCGCUGCCAUGGCAGCAGCAGCAACAGUCGCGGCCGCAGCACCGCCACCCAGUGCCGGACCGACGAUGUAUCAUCACCAGUCGAUGACGGCUAUGUCGAAUAACGGUAUUAUCUAUCAAUCGGCGGUACACGCCUCCAUACACAGUUUGAAUACAGUACAAAAUCAACAACGUUCUACAACAACACAUCAUCACAUUUUAGCGACGGCGACGGCGACUGCAACAGCAGCAGCGGUAGCGACAACAACAACACGUCAAUAUGGCGGAGGAGGAGGUACAGCAACAUCACCGCCGCCUCCUUUGCCACCCGCACCACCACCCUCUGCGUCGGUGAGCAACGGUAGUGUUGGCGCCGCAGCGGUGAUGCCGGCUAGUGCUGUAGCAGCGGGCCAUCAUUCUUUGGCUUUGGCCAUACCGCAGCAUCACCCCCAACAAACCCACCACCACCUACAACAACAACAACAACAGCAGCAACAACAUUUACACCCGUUGCAACAUCCCCUAGCCCACCAUCAUCACCGCCAACAACAACAACAGCAACAGCAGCAGCAAUCACUGCAUCAGUUGCAGCCUCACCAUCACCACCACCACCUGCAACAGCAUGCGUUCAACGCACAACAACAACAGCAGCACCAUCAUCACCACCAUCACCAUCAUCAUCACCAGCAGUUGGCGCUGCAUCAGAACCACUUGUAUUUCAGCGGUGCAGCUGUGGGUGGUCAUAUCGCUCACCACGGGCAUCCACACCACCAUCACCAUCGCCAGAUCUUCAGUCAGAUGCAAGCCGCCAUUAUGCCGCUCAAUAUAAAUGGCGAACCUAUCAAACUUCCAGACAAUUUGGAGAGCUUGCCAAGGGCUGACAGUUUCCCGUCACAGCGACAUCGGUGGAAUACAAAUGAGGAAAUCGCAGCAAUUCUUAUCAGUUUUGAUAAGCACAAUGAGUGGCAAUCCAAGGAAGUCAAAACCAGACCGAAGAGCGGUUCGUUGCUGUUGUACUCCCGCAAGAAGGUGCGCUAUCGUCGUGAUGGCUACUGCUGGAAGAAGCGCAAGGACGGCAAGACGACGCGCGAGGAUCACAUGAAGCUGAAAGUGCAAGGAACAGAGUGUAUUUAUGGCUGCUAUGUUCAUUCCGCUAUCCUUCCGACUUUUCAUCGCAGGUGCUACUGGUUGUUACAGAAUCCCGAUAUAGUUUUGGUACAUUAUCUGAACGUUCCAUAUCCCGAUGAUAAUAAAAUGGCUGUCAUUGCUCCGAGUAUAACACUGUGGGGCGAUAAAAAAGAGUGGACGAAGGAUGAGCUGGUUAGUCAACUUAAACCUAUGUUAUCCACAGUUACUUCGGAUGAUGAUUCUGAUUCCGGCAACGAUAUAGAAAUAUCGACCGCCGAGACCGUAGAAUCAUUGGUGUGCCAAUUGAUGGAGAAGCAACGUCUGUCACGACAAGCGGCGUUGGUCAAGCAGCUGGACUGUGGUUGUGGGGAUGCGUCAUGUGCCGACGGCAAAACCUGUUCGCAUCCGGUAAUGCGGCGACCUACACUAUUGAAAUCCGUUAGCGAGAAGCGCCUUAGCAUUGGCGAUGGUUAUGGGUCGGGGACGAGCGGUACGCCUAAUGUCGUAGUUGGUCAGAAGCUUUACUCGCGUUGGUCGGAGCGACGACUGCGCGAUGGUGGCGAACAGCAACACCAUCAGUAUUCGGGCACUCAUCAUAUGCAACAACAGACUUUACCGCAGGAGUCGGCGAUUAAAUUCCAAAUCAUUCCACCACAACACAACGAACAACAACAACAGCAGGCUUCCUAUCAACAACAACAACAACACUAUCGACAGCUGACUGCGCGAAACAAUAUGAUGUUACAGCAGCAGCAACAGCAACAGCAACUGCAUCAUCAUCAGCAGCAACAACAACAACAACAACUACAGCAGCAGCAGCAAUCAAAUUUCAAUCAAAACUCAUCAACAAUUUCCAACAGCAAUCAUAACAAUCAAUUAAAUUUGCAACGAUUUGUAGGUAAUAAUAACGGCACCAACCACAGCCACAACAACAACAGCAACACCACCAACAGCAGUAAUAAUGUCAACAAUGGCGGCAAUAAUAAUAAUUCACAUGUAAAUCAUCGCUUACGUAUUGCAAAAACAACAAUAACAGCUACCUCGGCUGCUGUUGCCGCUUCGGCAAUCAUCGAGCAGCAGCAAGAGAGAGCUGGUGCGACUAUGGGGCGCGUGAUGGGAAUGCAUGAGGAUGAACUAAUUGGAAACCACCCCAACCACACGCCGUCAAAUGUCCAUGGCACGAUUAACCGCAGUGGCAGUUUUGGGAGUGGUGGCGCAAACGGCAAUUGUAGUCAAUUAGUGUUGACACCUCACCAGCAGCAGCAGCAACAACAACAACAACAGCAAAAUGCCAUAAAUAACAAUGGCAAUUACAGCUUCAAUAAGCAUCAACAACAACAACAACAGCAUAAACAAACUGAUACACUCGCUUCUUCCACUUCUUCCACACAACAACAACAACAGCAGGAGCAAGAUUUUUACAAUCAUCGUCUGCAGCAACAGAAACAAACAACGAAUGACAUAAAUAUGUCCUCCAUCUCCAAUUCUUCCUCGCAAUCACCACAACAACAACUCCAGCAAAUGCAGCACUCACACCCCCACACGCAAUCUCAAAUGCACACACACCAACAACAACAACAACAACAGCAGUCACAACAAUCACAGCAAGAACAACAACAAUCAGCAAAUACAACGACACUGGAUAUUGCCUCGACGACAUUCUCAUCGUCAUCGUCCUCCUUGUCCACAGUGGAGCCGAUGUGUAUGUCGCCAGAGCACCAACCUUCGACACCAGUGAGUCCAAACACGCUAGGCUUAAGUAGCAAUAGUGAUCCCUUACAGCAACAUCAGCAACAACAACAGCAGCAGCACACACAAUCGCACGCAACUUCUUCGUCGAAUAUGGUGGGCGCAGGUGCGUUGACCACGUCAUCACCCUCGUCUCAGUCGAUUAUGAGUGAUAAUGUGGGUCAUCAUCAUAAACACCCGAGCGUUGGCGAUACAUUGACAGCCGAGACCACAGGAGUUGAUGAAAAUUUAAUUGGCGAGAAUGCUAGUGAGCUGAGCAAAUUCGAUUCACCUGCAGAAAAUGAUGAUGCAACGGAGAUGUCAUCCGGUAGUGAUAUGAAACAUAAUUCAAAUACUUCCAAAAACAACAACCACAACAAUUGUAACGACAACAAUCAAGUAAUAGAGUACAACAGCAACAGCAAUACCGAUGGUUGUGUAAAUAUUGGUGCUUCCAACGAUGAUGCCAAGGUAAACAAUGUAAAACAACAACAGCAACACGAACAAACCAAUCCGAAUUCCCAUGAAAAUUGUGAAACAGAACAACAACAGCAACAACAAAACUCACAUGCUAUUGACUUUGAAUCACUGGAGCUGAGCAGCAAUGGUAGUGCAGCCGUAGGUCAGCAGCAGCAACAACACCACCAACGACAAUCAGCUUCACAUUCGACACAUGAUUUGAACGAAUCAUUGAGCUUCCUUAAUGAGACACUCGAUCUCUCGCAGGAAGACAUCCAACGUACCCUCAUUGCGAAUUUGCCUUUCGGCGCGGCAAAUCCGAAACUGACAACUUCCACGGCAACAGGAGCUGGCGAGCCGCAUAUGUUGAACUCCAUUGACUUUUUGAGUGGAAAUUGUGUGGGUCAAAAUGACGAUGCGAUACUCGUGCACGGUGUUAGCUGCGAGGGAGACGACGAGGACGCCGAUGAUGUGUUUGCCCAUUUGGAUGCGUUCGAUAUGCUAGUCGAAUUCCCAGAAUUGGAUCUGGAUGACAAGGAAGCGUUAUCGAAUACCGUACACCAACAGCAGCAACAACUGCAACAACAACAAGCCGAUAUACACGUUUCAUUAGAACAGCUAAACAACAGUCAAGCGCACUGUUCUUCUGGCUUGGUGGCGGAUAAAAAGUUGCUGAAUAUUAGCGACUUCAGUCCGGAAUGGGCGUACACAGAGGGUGGGGUCAAGGUGCUUGUGGCCGGGCCAUGGAAUGCGAAUACCACAUACACGCUGCUCUUCGAUGCACAGCCGGUGCCGACGCAGCUGAUACAAGAGGGCGUGCUGCGUUGCUACUGUCCACCGCACGAGGUCGGUUUCGCUACACUGCAGGUGUCUUGCAAUAAUUACAUUAUCUCCGAUACGGUGUUAUUCGAGUACAAGACUACGCUAUACCAAGAACCGCACUUCGAUGCGUACACCAAUGAUUGUCUGUACAAGUUCACACUCCUCAACCGACUGGCAUUGAUAGACGAAAAAAUGCAGGUGAAAACGGAAGCAACGGCGACCCUGUUUGAGCAGCAAACCCUUUUGCUGCACAAAAACUUCGAAGAUCAAUUAGUUGGCUAUUGUCAAGAGCUUAUGAAACGCACCUGGCUGCAAAAUGGCAGCAACUGGAGUGGUGGCUUCAAAUCUAUGACGCUACUGCACUUAACAGCCGUGCUCGGCUACUCCAAGCUGGCUUGCGCCUUGCUCAAUUGGCGUGCGGAGAAUCCAAAUAUCAUACUCGAGACUGAGAUUGAUGCACUGAGUCGUGAUGUCUACGGCUAUACACCGAUGGCUUGGGCUUGUGCACGCAAUCACGUUGAAAUGACCAUUAUACUAUAUAAGUGGAAUCACAACGCCUUGAAGAUCAAAGAUAAUGGUCAACAAACACCCCAGGACAUCGCUCAUUUCAAAGGCCAUAAAGCACUCUUGUCAGAGAUUUACCGUCUGGAGGAGGAGCGCCUAAAGCAAAAUAAAAAGAACACAUUUGGCAACAUAUCCCUGAGUCUAAAUAAAUAUUCGCUAACUGAUGUACAAUCAAAAUCACAGAACACCAACGAACAAAUUUAUGAUGUCAAAGACAACGAACAUGUUUUUAAUACAUUAGACGCUUUAGAUAUGCAACGUAGUCAUGAUGGGGUCUUCCUUCGUCCCGUAGCGGUGGCAAGCAAUCAAAGUCCACCGAACGCCAGUCGUUUCUCCAAACGCUCAUCGGUCGAUAGUGGAAUCAAUAUGGAUAUUCGUACGAAAUCGGGUAAAUCCUUCAAGGAUAUAACACGUUUGCAGAGUUUCGAAACGCAUGACAAUUUUAAAUUGGCCGUGGAAUCAACUCUGGACACGCUGGCCGCAACAAAUACAACGAAUUCUCUACUCUCGCCAUCGCGCAAAAUGGACUUUGCAUUGUGCGAGGUAUCAACUGGCGAUUCAAGUCCCUUACCCGACAAAGAUCACGAUGAUACAUCGACGAUCAAUAAUGAUGAUGUAAACGAUGUGACUAUAAGUAAUGAGAACGAUGCUAUUGUAGGGGAUUCGGAUGCCAAAGUUCUCACCUUAGCGGAACAUAUUAUCGCUGCCAUGCCGGAGCGCAUUAAGAACGAGGCCGACGAGAUGAUGGUGCUCGGCAGUCCACUAACUGAACCGCUCAACUCUGAUUCGCCCAGCUUAAAUAACGGUUUUAUGGAUCCACUCGAUUCGCUACCGAAUACCCACUAUGAGAGCUUCGAUUUCAAUGAUCACAGCUACCGUUAUCACGAUGUCAGCACACCAUGCUCUAGUCUGAGUCCCGCCAGUUCGGGCCCAUUGCAAUCACCGGCCAGUUACUCCAUACUGGGUGCCGAUCCCUCUGUUAGCUCACCUAGUCCACCACCCUCAACUAAACAGUUGACUGAGUUUUUACAUGCUUCCAGCAGUAGUCAGUAUCCAUUCGAAGCUGACUUCUCGAAGCUAACGUUGACAGACACCGAACAACGGGAAUUGUACGAGGCUGCCAAAUGCAUACAGAAAGCAUAUCGCUCAUACAAGGGCCGCCAGAAACUGGAGGAGCAGAACAAGGAACGCACUGCCGCAAUUGUCAUACAGAAUUACUACCGUCGCUACAAGCAAUAUGCCUACUAUCGACAGAUGACGAAUGCCGCGCUCGUUAUCCAGCAUGGAUAUCGGUCGUAUUGCCGUAAUAAGCGCUUCAAGAAAUCGCAGUCGUCAUCCAUGUCAAUUGGCAUUGAGUUGUCAGUUGGCGAUAGUCAGAGCAGUCCCACAUCGCAAUGUUUGUCGAGUUUCUACGAUCAUUUUCGUAACGAUCAGCAGCAGCAGCAGAAACAACAUGACUUCAGUUCACAGCCAAGCACGCCGAAGGAGACAAGCCCAUCCGGUCCAUUGAAACGUACUUAUUCACAAUCAACCCAAAAUCAAGCUGCCAGAAAAAUACAACAGUUCAUGAGACAAUCACGAAUAAAACUGCAGAGAGAACGAGCAGAAAAAGAGAAGCUGGUGCACCAACGCAGGGCGGAAUACCUUCAAAGCUUGCAGUAUCAAGAACAACCGGAAAUUGUCUGCCAAGUCGAAAGAAAUGAACUGCCCACUUCAAGCACGACAAGUGAGCUUGCCAAUGCGACCAGUGUAAACAACACUAACAACAAUAUAUUUACCUACCAUUUGGGUCAAAACCCACAAUGAGCUGUGGAAAUGAAGUAAUUUUGGAACAAAGAACCCAUAAAUGGCUGCAGUCAGAAAGAAAUGAAAGCGCUCUCUUCAUAUACGAAAGCGCUUUGCGUCGAAAAUCUUGCAUAAAGUGACGCAACGUUGUUUACCGUUAUACAAAAUGUAGUAAAUGGAAUGAAAUUGCAACACGUGCAUACUUAUUAUAUACAAAACUGAAUUAAAUGCAUGUAAAUACACAAUUUUUAGGUAUUGUUUAUAUAUACUAUAUAUAUACAUAUACAUAGGUACUUACGCAUAUAGUAUGUUAUACAUUCAUAUGCCUAUACAUAUAUAUUCCAAAAACCAAAUGGAGCAAAGCAAACCAACUAUAACCUAUGACUAAUUGUAAAUCUUUCAAUAGCUUUAUCAUACUGAGUGAAACUUUCUAUUCGCAUAUUUUUGAAAUAGAAUUUGUAGUACGUCUUAUUUACGAUUACAUAAUAUACAUAAUUACACAUGUAUGCAUUUUUGAUUACUCCUAAAGAGAUAAAGUACUGUAAAUUGUACAAUGAAUUUAAUUUUUUACUUUUGCUAUUGCACGGUUCUGUAGAAAACUCGUAGCAACUCUUCGCCUUCUUCUCGAAAUGCAGUUCCCCAAUAUGUAAAAUUCAAGCAAAAUGUAUUUAGUAAACAUUACAUAAUCUUAAAUUUUAAAUUGUUGACGAAGUGGAGAAGAAGGAAGAGUAUGUGGAGUAUGUUUCAUAUUUAAUAAUUAAUAUGCACCAGAUAAAAAAUAAAACUUUUUUGCCUUCUAAAUAUAUUUAUAUGUAAGUGAGGAAUUAACUAUUACUACUAUUAACUAUUAAAUAACUAUUAAAUCGAUUAACUACUUAUGUAGCAACAACAACAAACAAGAAUAACAUCAAAACACUUUUUACGAAUUGUUGGAGUUUUUUCUCUUUUCUUAUAACUAAGCAGUGAGUCGUUGAUUAAGUCCUACGAAGAAUUUUAAAAAAAUCACAUAUAUAUAUAUAUAUAUAUAUAUACCAACAAAGUAUGUAGUAAAAUUAUUAAGCAUAUAUUAAAUGGUAAUGUUACUUAUUUUUUUUUACAAAAAAAUACCAAAAAACAAAAGCAACAUUUAACGUGUCUCUUCUUUGUUUUUGUGUUGCUUUUAUUUUAACUAGAACCGAAGAAGUAGAAUUUAAAGAAGAAUUUGAAACUUGAAAUUCAUACGCAAAACUAAGAGAACUUAUUAAAGAAGCCUUCUAUAAAACUAUAUAUAAACAAGAACAAACUUAACUGAAACUAUUUUAGAUGAAAUUAAUAUAAAAAUAUGUAAUGUAAUGUAUAAUGUUGAGGAAUACUAGCAAAUUUAAUAGUACACCUUGUAAACUUUUUAACCACACUUGCAUGUAGUAAACGAAAGCUCUAUUUGUAACGUACGUAUAUAUACAUACCUACAUAUAUAUACAUGAAAACUUGAUAGUAUAUAUUUUUAAUUAUGAAUUAAAAAAUAUAGCAAAAAACAAAAACAAAACCAGAAAACAGAACAAAUGAAUUAUGCAACUAUAUAGAUUAGGUUACAAUGCGAGAUAAAAGGCAUUUUCGAAAUACGUUCAUUACGUUACUUAGCCAAAACAGUUAUACAUACAUAAUGAAAAUUUCAAAAAUAUAUUAAAAUUAGCAAAAGAAACAAGUGCGUUUUUAAAAAACAACUAUCCACUACUAAAAUUACUAGUUAUUGAUAUAAAAAAAUAUUUAUGCUUUUAAAUCUUUAGAAAAAAUAAAAAAAUAAAAAAAUAAAAUUAUUAAACGAUAAACUUACUAUGGAUAAUCUAUAAAUAUUUUAAUGGUUGAUUAAGAAUUUGCAAUGAUUUCUAAAAUCAAAAUGAAAAACAAAAAUUAAACUUUAAAAACUUAACAUUUAUAAUAUAUACAGACUUUUGACUUAACUUAAACUCCACACAACGUUGCUUUGUCGACAGCGCGUUUCAAAUAUAAAUACACAAGAACCAAAAUGUGAGAAAGUGCUUACCAAAACUUGCAACGCAAAGAAUUUGUACUGAGCUAGUAGUAGAGAGCAGGUGCGCCUAGCGAGUGCACACGAAUAUGUUCGGUUUUCCUCGAAAGCAGCGCAUGGAAUUGAGUUGUAAUACGUUGAAUUGAAUAAAAGCAAAAAAAAAUAUUCUUAAACAAAAUAUAGAUUAAAAUUGUUUUUAAAGUAUGAUAACACAUUUAUUUUUAAAUGUGAUUAUAUAUAUACAUACAAAUAUAUAUAUAUAUAUUAAAAUAUAUAUUCUGCUCCCCUAUUUAUAAACUAUUAUAUUCCUAUUACCUAACAUUAAAGCAUAAUCAAUUGAAUAAAUAAAAUUUAUUAUAUUAAAUAACAAACAAGCAAACAACAACAAGAAAAAAACAAUAAAUUUACUAUAACUUUUUAUUAUUGCUAGCGUUUAAGUCGUUUUCAAACUCUACUCUCACUCUACUAUUCAGAACAGUACUACAUAAUUAAUAAACAACAACUAAAUAGCACAUAGACAAGCGUUUGAUAGCAUAGAGUUGAGGGUGUGUGUGUGUGCGGUGAACGGAGUUUUAUAAUAAAUAUUCCAACAACUGCAACAGAAAUUGAGAUUUUCUACAAAUUAUAAUUUACAAUUCCAUUGCAGUCAUAGAAAGCAAUGAAUUACAACAACAAAUCAUUGAAAUUGUUUAGUUACUAUGGUUGAGAGCAUCAACGGAAUUUAUAAGUAAUUUUUCGCUCAAAUUUCAAAAAACUGCAAUCGAUGAAACAAAAAUACAAAAAUGUGCUGUGCAGAGAACCUUAAUGGAGUGUAAACCGGUAUAUAAUUUAUUUGUUCAUGUGAAGCAUUACUUUAAUUAAUAUAUUUUUGUAUCUUAUUAAUUUGUUUAUAUUUUUAUUAUUAUUAUUUUUUUUUAAAUAUAUUUUCUUAUUUUUUUGUAUUAAUAUUAUAUUAAUGAGUUAUAAUUUGUUUGCACAGACAACUCAUCCUUUGAAGAGGUCAUAGAAGAAGUAUUCGUCUUUUUACAAUGUUGAGCUCGCUAUGUAGUUUUGGUGCAAGGAAUAAAAAGUAUUGCAUAACUCUAGGCGUCAGAUUUUAUUCACUCAACAAAUUCGAGUUGCUGCUGGUUUGAGUUAAGCAGUUUCUAUUGUAAAGAAGCAAGCUGUGCGCUUGAGAUGUGGUGAAACAAAAAUAAUAAUAAUAAACUGAAAAUAAUCAGUCAAAACUGAGAAAUUAGUAAUUUUUUUAAUAAUCAAAUAAUGUCAAUACAUCACUUUUUUCAAAAUGUAUAUGGUCUAUUUUGUAUAGAUCCGAAUAAUAUGAUAUAUAGGGAUGACUUACAAAUAAUUGUCGGGCAAUGUUUUCCGUUUGAGAUAUUCUAUAAACAGUUGCGUUUUUGUUGUUUCGAACUUCAACCAAAUUGUUUUGUCGCCCUAUUCUGCAAAUCGGAAUCGUGACAAUUUUCCUAUUCAUAUUCGGCAAGAUAAACUAGAUCGAUUUUGAAUCCAAAUUACAUUUAUUACAAUUAAAACAUCUGUUGCCAAGAUUUGUGGAAUUUUCGUGUCCGUCGAGUGCAUUAAGAUUCUCGAACUUUUGGGGUAGAAAGUUAGUGAAUCGGAAGAAGAACGUCCACAUACAAGACGGGAAGCCACUACAUGUUUCCGAAACUCAAGAAG